AUGACCAUCAAAACUCUCACAGUUGAAUAUGACCCUUCAAGAGAGACGAGCGGGUUUUCCAGAGGAGAGACUAUCACAGGAAGAGUGGUUCUGGAGUUGGACAAAGACACUACAAUCAAGUGUUUUUCAGUGACAGCCAAAGGGGAGGCAUUUGGGUAUUGGAUUGAAAGCUCUGUUCUAUCCUAUUCUUUCAGAACAUACACAGCGAAGGAACAUCUUUUUUUAACAACCAAAAUUCUCUUGGAGCCAUCAAGACCUGGGUCGAAGGUUCUUUCUGCAGGGAGGCAUGUUUUCCCCUUUGCUCUUGAGAUCCCUGACAUUGACUUGCCUCAACGGUGGGAGGGUUUCCAUGGAUCCAUCGAUUAUACACUGGAAGCCAGAGUGAGCAGAUUUAUGAGGCUGGACUGCAAAGAAAGAAUAUUCUUCACAAUAGCAUCUAAUGACAACUAUUCCAACCCUGAUAUAAUGAAACCUCAACAAGUGCAAGGUGAGAGUAAAACAAAAUCUUCAUCUAGGAAAUUUGAAUUGGGAGUUACUACUGAAAAGACAGGUUAUCUGCCAGGUGAAGACCUAGAAAUCACAACUCGAAUAACCAACAAGUCAAAAGACACAAAGGUGACUCCCAGAUAUGUCUUCUACGGGGAGCAGUCUGUCUUUUCCAAAGACAAGAAGAAAAUUGUCACUAAAAGCAUUGUUGAGGAGAAGGGCAAUCCUGUGCAGCCUGGACAACAAGUGACUCAAACUAAAGUACUACAAAUACCUGAGGAAGUCAAGUCAACUAUCCUCAGCUGCAACAUCAUCAAGCAAGAGUACAGACUCAAAGUCUACCUUGACGGGCUGCAGCAUUCCCCAGAGGCCAAUUUGCCAAUCAUUGUUUUGUGAGAGUCUGGGAGACAAAGAGAGGGAAACUAAAACGACAAGACUGAGUACAAUAUGUUUUAAUAUGUUUGUACUGUUGUGCUGCUCAUAUAUAACUGUAAUGUACAAAAAUGCAUAUGACCAAUUCAUUUGUGUGGCUUUCGCUAUGGAGGUGAAAAUGUGUAUUAGAUGACUACUAAUUUGAUUUAACUAACCAGGAUUUCUCUAGAACAGCAGCAAAAAGUGAGUGAGUGAGCUGAAGAUUUUAUAUUUUCUUGUAUUUCUCAUUAAAUGGUCAGAUUAAACUCAUGAUUCCCACGUUGAAUCUGCAUAAAUAGUAGUUUUUGCACAAGCUCCCUCUGCGGGUGUAGUCUUGUGAGUGCAGAUAUACA
Boleophthalmus pectinirostris (great blue-spotted mudskipper) is the source of this 1250-nucleotide messenger RNA. RefSeq names its product arrestin domain-containing protein 3-like. Gene Ontology annotation, cellular component: plasma membrane; cytoplasm. The coding region runs from base 1 to 882 and encodes 293 amino acids. The record is from RefSeq and is a predicted model, not a curated record. Gene Ontology annotation, biological process: protein transport. The transcript has 6 exons. Lineage: Eukaryota; Metazoa; Chordata; Actinopteri; Gobiiformes; Gobiidae.